AGGGAGGAAACGACCAAAACCGACCGCUUCAUAAAAAUUUGAUCAUCAAAACCGCGUUGGAUCACGAGAAAGUCUACAGCCUCACUGAGAAAUUCUCUCCGUUUUCCUUUCCCUCGGCGACGACGUCGGCGAAACUUGCAGAUAAUGUCUCGUCCACACACAGAUUCAUGUCCUUCUGUGAAAAACAUCCUUCUUCUUGAUUCUGAGGGGAAACGUGUGGCUGUUAAAUAUUACUCAGAUGACUGGCCAACAAAUAGUGCAAAGGAGGCGUUUGAGAAAGCUAUAUUCAACAAGACUCAAAAAACCAAUGCCCGCACAGAAUCGGAAAUAGCAAUCUUUGAGAAUAACAUUGUGGUUUACAAGUUUGCCCAAGACCUUCACUUUUUUGUUAGUGGGGGUGAAGAUGAAAAUGAAAUUAUCCUGGCCACAGUUCUUCAGGGUUUUUAUGAUGCCGUUGGUCUUCUGCUAAGAGGCAGGGUGGAAAAGAGUGAAGCUCUUGAGAACUUGGAUCUCAUUCUAUUAUGUAUUGAUGAAAUUGCUGAUGGCGGUAUAAUACUGGAAACUGAUCCGGAUGUUAUAGCUGAAAAAGUUGCAAAUACUAGUCUAGAUUCUAGCGUUUCUUUGUCUGAACAGACAAUAAGCCAAGCAUUGGCUACAGCUAGGGAACAUUUCACCAGAUCUCUUCUUAAAUGAUCCCUAUGCUGUUUGACAAAGGAUGAGAAGUCUCUUGCGCAAAGUCCUAUUAUGCUGUUUUCUGCAGCCCAGUGUUUCGUUGGUGCGUUAAGGAUGGAUCCUUGAGAUUUGACAAAAUUAUCAGUUCUUACCUUCUUUUUUACUGUCAACUUGUAAAUUCUAUCGGUUAGUAUUCAGGGCUUUAGUUGUCUGGAAACAAAUGGUGAGAUGCAAAUCAAAUAAUAAUAUCUGAUAAAAGGAUUUUCAUCAAA
Messenger RNA from Neltuma alba, 944 nucleotides. Its product is annotated as coatomer subunit zeta-2. Lineage: Eukaryota; Viridiplantae; Streptophyta; Magnoliopsida; Fabales; Fabaceae. Gene Ontology annotation, cellular component: COPI vesicle coat. Gene Ontology annotation, biological process: intra-Golgi vesicle-mediated transport; intracellular protein transport; retrograde vesicle-mediated transport, Golgi to endoplasmic reticulum. Bases 145 to 693 code for a protein of 182 amino acids. The record is from RefSeq and is a predicted model, not a curated record. The transcript has 6 exons.